ACUUUUACUAGUCCUAAGUUUCUAAGACACGUACUAGUAGUACCUUAUAAAUUCAGUGCACCCCACUUCACCAAUUUAGCUCCUAUCUCUUAAAAAUCACUGCUUUCUUUGUUUGUAUUCUGAACUUCCACUCAACACAGACAUGUCUCAUAACUCAGAUGACAACAACAACAUCAAGGGAGUUUUUACUCAUGGUGGACGAUAUAUUCAGUACAAUAUCUAUGGUAACCUCUUUGAAGUCUCUAAUAAGUAUGUUCCUCCUAUCCGUCCUGUUGGAAGAGGUGCUUAUGGUAUUGUUUGUGCUGCUGUAAAUGCGGAGACUCGGGAAGAAGUUGCCAUUAAGAAGAUUGGCAAUGCAUUUGACAACAGAAUAGAUGCCAAAAGGACCUUACGAGAAAUUAAACUUCUCCGCCACAUGGAUCAUAUAAAUGUGAUAACCCUUAAGGACAUUAUACGUCCACCACUGAUGGAGGAUUUCAACGAUGUUUACAUUAUUUAUGAGUUAAUGGAUACUGAUCUGCAUCAAAUAAUUCAUUCCAAUCAACCAUUGACUAAUGAUCAUUGUCGGUAUUUACUGUGUCAGUUGUUACGAGGACUGAAAUAUGUACACUCGGCGAAUGUUCUGCACCGUGAUCUAAAGCCUAGCAACUUGCUGCUGAAUUCCAAUUGUCAUCUUAAGAUUGCAGACUUCGGUCUAGCUAGAACUACGUCUGAAACCGAUUUCAUGACCGAGUAUGUGGUUACUCGAUGGUACCGAGCUCCAGAAUUGCUUCUAAAUUGUUCGGAAUAUACUGCAGCCAUUGAUAUAUGGUCUGUUGGUUGCAUCCUUGGUGAAAUCAUGACAAGACAACCCCUAUUUCCUGGGAAAGAUUAUGUUCAUCAACUCAGAUUGAUCACAGAGCUUAUAGGUUCUCCUGAUGACACCAGCCUUGGAUUUCUGCGAAGUGAUGAUGCUCGUAGAUAUUUAAAACAGCUUCCUCAAUAUCCAAGGCAGCAAUUUGCUGCUAGAUUUCCCAACAUGUCUCCUGGUGCAGUUGAUUUGUUAGAGAAGAUGCUUGUUUUUGAUCCGAACAGGCGCAUUACAGUUGAUGAGGCUCUGUGCCACCAAUACUUGGCACCUCUCCAUGACAUUAUUGAGGAACCUGUUUGUUCUAAACCUUUCAAUUUUGAUUUUGAGAACUCGUCUUUCACUGAAGAAAAUAUCAAGGAACACAUUUGGAGAGAAUCUGUGAAGUUCAAUCCUGAUCCACCUAUUUAUUGAAAGUUUCCAUUGUAUCUGUAUAGUGAAAUACUUGAUGACUGAUUUACAACACUGUUGGGAAGUUAGUCACCAUAAAAAUAUGAAACAUUGGAUAUAUUGAGAACUUUUUUGUUUGGUAAAUUAUACUAAGACAAUAAAUUAGAAUGGUUUAUUAAUGCUUGAAAA
Messenger RNA from Cicer arietinum (chickpea), 1426 nucleotides. It is a transcript of the gene MAPK4, whose product is annotated as mitogen-activated protein kinase. Lineage: Eukaryota; Viridiplantae; Streptophyta; Magnoliopsida; Fabales; Fabaceae. The record is from RefSeq and is a predicted model, not a curated record. Gene Ontology annotation, molecular function: MAP kinase activity; ATP binding. Gene Ontology annotation, biological process: protein phosphorylation.